GGGGGGGCCAUGAAUGGGAUGGAUGGAUUGAGCGAUGCUCGUGGAUCGGUUGACGUGGAUGUAGAUGACCCCCUGCGCCAGACGGCGGAUGAUAGAUUCGGCGCCAUGGCUACGAAUGAUUUCAACAGGAUCUUUGCAGAAGAUAGUAUGAUGAGCGUUGGCGCUGGUAUUCCCAAGUUGCCUUGGGAGGAAGGCAUUUUUGGACAGAUUUUUGGUGCGAAUGAUCCUACGGGACUACCGAGCUUGGAUUCCUCACCACAGCCUGCAUUCCCAGUUCUCCUUCCAGAAAAUGAUGUCUUGGCCGACGAUAGCGGUUACGUGGUCACAGCUUUCGAACGGGGAGCGCCCAUGUUUGCAAAGCAUGUGAAAGCAUUGUGCAAGCGUGACUACCUUGAAGAGCAAGAUCUCAAGUGGACGGAAGCGCUUGCUAGCUGGCUGACCAUCCUGGAAAGUUGCGCAUUCGCUGCGCGAAUUGGAGACUAUGUUCUGGAGAAAUUUCAGGCUGGGGACCGGGAAGGGGCUUUGGUUUACAUUAGAGAUGCAUGUGGAGUGAGGUCGCCGAGCACGGUCUUGAAGAGGGCAAAAGACUUGCAGAUGUUCAUCAGCUGGUGCCAGAAGACCAAACGCAUCUGGUGGCCUUUGGAUGACAGAGUCUUGUUGGCUUUUCUUGGAGAGUGCGAGCUUGAAGGCAGAAGCAAGUUCAUCGGUAAGAACCUCGUUCACGCACUCAAGUUCUUCAGGUACCUGAUGGGGGCCAAGUUCAAUGUCGAGCAAGUUUUGGGACCGCUUUUGCAAGGCCGUGUUACUCGUGUGCUCUCAACGCGAGACCCAACUCAUCAGGCAAAACCGCUGACGGUCAAAGAAGUCGCAAAGCUGGAGCGCUUGGUGUACGAUACCCCCAACAUCUUUGACAGGUACUUUGCAGGAUGCAUGCUCUUUGCGCUCUACUCCAGGGCGCGCCGGUCGGAUCUCUCUUCCACGCAAAGCUUCUUCUAUGACGUCAUGGAGACCAACACUGGGCCGUUUGGAUUUGUGGAAGGCCGAACUCGCAUCCACAAGACCUCCAACUCAGUCGAGAAUCGCAUCGCAAUGUAUCUCCCUUUCGUCGCGCCCAUCCAGGGGAUCACUGAAAGGCAUUGGGGCUUGGACUGGCGAGAGGUGCUUGAAUUUUAG
Messenger RNA from Durusdinium trenchii, 1173 nucleotides. Lineage: Eukaryota; Dinophyceae; Suessiales; Symbiodiniaceae. The record is from the annotation of a GenBank genome assembly.